GCAGUCACAUGACCGGGCCCUCGGCUGCUUACUUCCUGUACAGCGGUUGUUUUUCCUGCGGGACAAAUUAACGGACCACUAUCGCUUCUCUGGCGGCACCGCGUAGCUGCAGGCCAGACCCUGACAGCCAGGACUGGAGGAGAAAUAAAAACGCCGGGGAGCACAACCACCGACCUGUCCGUUAAACGUCAAACCGUUUUCUGUUAUCUUACCUGCGGAGAGAUGAUCAUCGGCGGGGCGGGUAGCUAGUUGACUGGAUAUAACCGACUGCACCGCCCUCAGUGCCGAAAUUGAAAAUAAAACAAACGCAACGUUUUAUGUGCUAGAAGGGGGGCAGCUUGUGCUUUCAACACUCCCUGACUAACGAUAACAUCAGCAGCAAGUGGUGGCUGCUUGACGUUAGCUCUCGUUCGCCGCAUUGAGCAACCACUGACAUGUCAAAAUACACCAGCUUUCCAGAGCCGAUGGAGGACCAGAACCCUUUCCAGGAUCCUGCAGUGACUCAACACAGCAGCAACACAGGAUAUGCCACCCUGGACCUGUACAAUCCAUUUGAUAACACGACUGGGCCUCAGCAUGAAGCCGCCUCUCCCUCUGCUCCUCCAUCUGUGCCUGCACAGACUCCACCCAGCAGGACAACACCCACGGAGCCUCGCAACUACGGCUCCUACAACUCCCAGACUGCAGUGAAUGCCACCACAGCGGAGCUCCUGAGGAAGCAGGAGGAGCUGGAGAAGAAAGCCCGGGAGCUGGAGAGGAGAGAGCGGGAACUGGAGUCACACAGCCUGGGACCUGGAGCCUCCCGUCAGAACAAUUGGCCCCCGCUGCCUUCGUUCUGCCCCGUGGGCCCCUGCUUCUACCAGGACAUCAACGUGGAGAUCACUCAGCGCUUCCAGCGCACUGUCACCAUCAUGUACUACUUCUGGAUGUUCGGCACUUGCACGCUGCUCUUGAACCUGAUCUCCUCCCUGGCCAUGUUCUGCGUGGACUCCACAGGAGGUGUCGGCCUGGGCCUCGCCAUCCUCUGGGCCCUCCUCUUCACCCCCUGCUCCUUCGUCUGUUGGUACCGACCUGUGUACAAAGCCUUCAGGAGUGACAGCUCCUUCAACUUCUUCGCCUUCUUCUUCAUUUUCUUUGCCCAAGUCGUUGUCUACGUCAUCAUGACUAUUGGUAUCCCUGGAUGGGGUUUCAGUGGGUGGAUCGUGAGCCUGGCUGCCCUAAAGACCAGCGUCCCUGUCGGCGCGAUCAUGAUGAUGAACGCCAUCCUCUUUACUGCCCAAACCGCCAUGGGGGUCGUCAUGCUGAAAAGGAUCCACAGUCUGUACAGGCAAACCGACGCCAGCUUCCAGAAGGCCCAGGCCGAGUUCGCCACCGGAGUCAUGGCCAAUCAAGCCGUGCGCCAGGCGGCCACCACCGCCGCCGCCAGCGCCGCCCAGGGGGCCUUCACCGCUCCUCGAUAGAGAGGGACGAGAGGGGUCGGGAGGGUGAGAUGCAUGUUGGAAGAAGAGGAGGAGGAGGCCCUGUCAGCUUGACAGGGGAUCAGUUUGGUAUUUAUUUCCCCACAGGUGAUUAGAAUUUGAUGGCAGGUGCGGGAGGUGAGGGAGGGGGGGUGGGGGAGUGCGUCUGUAUAAUUACCCCUGAGCAUCUGAACUUCAGGGUCACGUGCAUGAGACAGAGGUGGGGUCGUCUGAUUUCUUAAAGGUGUACAGGACAAGUUAGCUACACGGCCAAACCAGGAGUCGGCAAAAAAAAUUAAGGCGUUGAUUCAAAGACAAGAUGUGAAGCUGUAUCAAAUGUGUCACAGUUGUACCGAGUGUCAGUAAACGCAGGGAAAAAUGAUUUCUUGUAUGGAGAACAAAAAAACAAAACAAAAAAAAACAAGCUGUGUGCCAAGCGGAGACGGUUGUAGCCUGGAUUUUUCUGCCAUUUAGAAAAAUGACUUUUGAUGUACGUCGUGUUGAAGAGGAGAGAUGUUUUGAGACGUGAGUUGAAACACUGAAAUGCUGCCAUUCUAACAUUUGAUCCAUAAACUGAGCGGCUCGACUUUGGCCAACACUAUUUCUUUCAUUGCUUACGUGUGAACUAACAAGUCGUUUUGCCAUUAUUUCAAAAACGAGAAUGCCUAUUUACCUUUUAUUGCCAAAAGCUCUCAUACUGUAAAAGAUUAUGAACAUGUGUUGUUUUCCCAGUUUACAAAUAUAUCUGUCACUGUUCCCUUGGUGUUUUUUGCUCGUGGUUCUUAUUAUUACAAGGCAUUGUCUUUGUUUUAAUAAAAGAAAAAAUAUA
Acanthopagrus latus (yellowfin seabream) is the source of this 2286-nucleotide messenger RNA. RefSeq names its product secretory carrier membrane protein 3 (gene scamp3). The coding region runs from base 435 to 1460 and encodes 341 amino acids. Gene Ontology annotation, biological process: protein transport. NCBI's taxonomy places the organism in Eukaryota, Metazoa, Chordata, Actinopteri, Spariformes, Sparidae. The record is from RefSeq and is a predicted model, not a curated record. The transcript is spliced from 9 exons. Gene Ontology annotation, cellular component: recycling endosome membrane; trans-Golgi network membrane.